AUGGAUUCGUGCAAAUUCGAUCUCGACAAUAUCCAGGGAGAUAUCUGGCCUGGCUUAUCGAAAAGAUAUCAGGAAUUCUUCUUCUUCAGCAUCGAUAAUCCUACCGCUUUCAAGCCUGUGCUGAAGACCUUGGCAAAUGAAGUUAUCACUUCUUCCAAGGGAGCGUUGAAAAAUCGUGCUGCUAUCUACAAGGUUAAAGCACCGAAAUCUAGUGGGCUGGACAUAGCCGGCUUGGUAAACCUGGCGGGUGAUAUUCUUAAAGACAUACACGAUCUCCUUCCGGAACAUGGCCAUGAUAUCCCGAGGGCUAAAGGAUCGAACGAUGCCAGCAUAGUCGGUGUUAACAUGUCUUUCACCGUCAGGGGCAUGCAAAAGUUGGACAAAAGAAAGUUCAGCAAAGACCCGUCGAACGAUGAGAGGUACGAUGACCCAUUUCUCAAGGGUAUGUUCGCGGACAUGGUGGGCGAAGGUCGUGAUGAAGCCAAUGACUGGAAUCCCGAGUUCCAAGAUGGCUCCGUUGAUGGAGUAGUGCUGGUUUGUGGUACCAAGUGUGAGGUGCAGGCCAAAACAAAAGAGCUAGCCGAAAAGUAUUUCUGCCCGAGCCACGGUGUUCGUCAUCUCUUGACAUUGAAUGGCAACGAAAGACCCGGGAAGCAAAGGGGACACGAGCACUUCGGGUUUUUGGAUGGCGUUUCCCAGCCACUCAUCAUUGGCCUUGACGAUGAAACUGCGAAGAAACCUGGAGCUAUCAAGCAACUCACUCGUCCGGGAAUCAUUCUAUUCGGACACGAUGGUGAGAUGGGGGACGAGGAAAAGUCGAGGCAUCCGGCUUGGGCCAAGGAUGGCAGUCUUCUGGUGGUUCGCAAGAUCAAACAGUUCGUGCCGGAGUGGGACAGUUUCGUGGUAAAGAAGGCUGAAGAACUGGGCUUUACCCCAGGCCAAUUCGGGGCUCGACUUGUGGGACGCUGGCAGAGCGGAGCACCCGUUCAGAGGAAUCCUAUUCAUGACAAGCCGGAGGAGGCGACAUGGAACGAAUUUGACUAUCUUCGGAAUGAUCAUACCAACUGCCCGUUUGCAUCUCAUAUGCGCAAGGCCAAACCCCGAAUUGAUAAUGACAACCGGGAUAACAACGAUAUCAUGCGCCGUAGUAUUCCUUAUGGACCAGAGCUUCGUGAUGACGAGAGAGAUGAAGGGAAGACCAAAUUGGACCGUGGUCUCAUGUUUCUGUGCUAUCAAACCAGCCUUCAGAAUGGCUUCCAGUUCAUCAGAAACCGCUGGAUCAAUGCCGAUAAUUUCCCGCUCAACAAGAGGAAAUUUACUGGCGGUAAAAAUCCGGGCCAGGAUCCCGUUGUUGGCCAAUUGGUCAAGCAUCCCAUCGAAGACGAUGACAAAGUCCUGCAGAUGGCCCUCGUCGAUGGUCACGAACAGCACAAACAGAUCAGCUUCACGCCGUUCAUUGAGUCCAAUGGCGGUGACUAUUUCUUUACCCCAUCUCUGAAACUUUUGCGUGAGCUUGCCGUGGCUCCAGCUUAG
Messenger RNA from Penicillium longicatenatum, 1533 nucleotides. Its product is annotated as Dyp-type peroxidase. Gene Ontology annotation, cellular component: cytosol. Gene Ontology annotation, molecular function: heme binding; peroxidase activity. NCBI's taxonomy places the organism in Eukaryota, Fungi, Ascomycota, Eurotiomycetes, Eurotiales, Aspergillaceae. The coding region runs from base 1 to 1533 and encodes 510 amino acids. The transcript has 8 exons. The record is from RefSeq and is a predicted model, not a curated record.